Messenger RNA from Lactuca sativa (garden lettuce), 1855 nucleotides. RefSeq lists its product as uncharacterized. Gene Ontology annotation, biological process: Golgi vesicle transport. The record is from RefSeq and is a predicted model, not a curated record. Lineage: Eukaryota; Viridiplantae; Streptophyta; Magnoliopsida; Asterales; Asteraceae. Gene Ontology annotation, cellular component: membrane.
UUUUAUUCUACAUUUCAUCAUAAAUCCUUAACUCCCACUCGAUUAGAUUGGAUUGGAUAGAUAUGGCCUCGCAUUUGGAUCGAUGGGAGAAGGAUCCGUUCUUUCGUGCUGCCGAAGAAGUUCAGGAAUCUGCCGAUAGGAUGGAAUCCACGUAUAGAACAUUGAUUCAUGCAUCCAAAGAACCUUCGGUCUGGAAUUCAGACGCUGUUCGAAGAGAUUUACAAACUGCCAUGGGCACUACCAAAUGGCAGUUGGAGGAGUUCGAAAGGGCAGUUCUCUCAAGCUACAACAAAACUUCAACUGACAAUACAAAAGACAGGCAUCGUGACUUCAUCAAUGCAAUCGAGACUCAGAUUUCAAGAGUUGAAACUUCAUGGAACGAUUCAUUCUCUUCAAAAGGGAAGCCACCAUGCCCAUGGGUGAAACUUAAUGAAGGAGAAAGGAAAGAACUCGCACUAUUUCUCGCAGGAUCAGUAACACCUGGCGCUCAUGAAGAACAACCUGCAAAAACUCGCCGGAAACAAAAGGCGGCAGCGGCUGCGGCUAAAGAAAAGAAAAUUUCCGGGCAUAGAAGAGCCGCGAGCGCCAGUGCCGACAUCGGGUCAUGGAAGAUCACGGUUGAUGACGAUGUUGGAAAAGACGGAAAAGCCCCUCGAAAGAUCCCGAGUUUUUCUGGGCUCUUGAACACUUUAGAGUACACGGCUUCGAAAUUAAAGUGGCCCAAGAAUGGGUAUGGGAAAUUAAAGCAAGAGCUGGAUGUUGCGCCUAUUAUUCAAAUUCAUGAUAUGAAUUGCCCUGAACAUUAUGAUGAUGAUCAUCAUGAUAGAUGGCUUCAUAGAUGGUGUGGUGCAAUCCAACGACAACUUCAAAGGUUGCAGUAUUAUAUGUUGUAUAGUUGUCGCACCCAAACAAUCUUUUGGGUUGUUGUCAUUAUUUGUUUACUUGCUUUAUUUGUAUUACAUUCGAUCUAAAAAGGAGCAAGGGAGCAUAAUAGGCGACAUCUCCAUCCAAUUUUGAUGUUAGAUUUUGUAGAAAUGUUGUAUUUUUAGGUUUGUGUUUAGUAAACUUGAAUUGUAGCUUUUUUUUUAACACUUAAACAUAUAGCAAUUCAUUUGGAACAUAUCAAUAACCACAACAACAUGGAGAUUUUACAAGAACUUGGACAAAUGAUGGAUUAACUCGAAGUUUCUAUUCAUUUACUCUUACAAAUUGGAUACAAGGUGACACAUGAUUGAGGUGUCAAUUCUCAAACAGAAAUUUCUUCUACAAAUCCCAAGGUGUCAAGAAUCAAGAUGACUGUGUAGUACCUUCGGUUUCACUUUUCUUAUUGAAAUCAACUCCCUGAAAAACAACUCUUGAAGAUCGGUACUUGCUACCAACUCCUGUGCCAAAUCCCCAUCCGAGCCCCACCCCAACUCCACAGCCUCCACCUUUCAAAUCAAUCAAACAGUUGCAGGUUUAUCAACAAUAUGCAUGAAUGAAGAACAAGUUGCAUAUAUACAAGUAAAAAAACAGUCUUGAACUCUUAAAUGGCGUACCUGCACCAAGACCUAGGAAAUUCAAAGGCAUACCUGAAUAAGAUACAAUGUUAAUUAGCUUGGAUUAAAUGUAACAACAUACUUUUGCUAAUUUGAGUUGCCCUAAGUUAGAUUUACAAUUUCCGAACACAAAUCUGAAAUGAGUAUCGUUCAGUUGUUUGAAAUUCAAUUUGCAGUUUAUGAACAGGAAGAACAGAUAACAUUAUCUGUAUAUAUUGAUCAAUCAUAUGGAUAAAGAAUAUAAGACGAGUUAUAAAAGUAAUUGAGGGUGGAAAAAGCUGUGAAUGUGUUAGAGAGAGAUGUGACCUCCGAAACCC